This is a messenger RNA of Cryptotermes secundus, 4119 nucleotides long. RefSeq names its product protein king tubby (gene ktub). Gene Ontology annotation, cellular component: cilium. Gene Ontology annotation, biological process: protein localization to cilium. The coding region runs from base 134 to 1384 and encodes 416 amino acids. The transcript is spliced from 9 exons. Lineage: Eukaryota; Metazoa; Arthropoda; Insecta; Blattodea; Kalotermitidae. The record is from RefSeq and is a predicted model, not a curated record.
ACAACAAGCCAAUAAACAGAAUUACAAAGUGGCGUUCAUUCUUGUUAAUCAAGUUACUGUCAAGGAUUACCUCUUUUAAUACGUCACUGAAUUAUAUGUGACAAUACAUUCCAAGGAGACAGCCUAAACAAAUAUGACUUCAGUAAACCUUCGCCAGCAAAAACUUGAGCAGCAAAGGCAGCUUAUGGAACAAAAGAUGCGACAAAAACGGCAAACUCCAGGCAUGCUCCAAGCUUCUGAUGUACGAAGUGUUUCGGCAAAAGCCCAGAAUGGCCUUCAGUCCAGAACUAUUUUGGCAAACAGCAGGGGUCGAGAACUCCAUGGUUAUGAUGGACCAUUGCAGUACACCAUGGCACCAGGAAAUCCAGAUUCUGUAAUUUCUUUGCAGUCAAAUAAUGACACACAUGAAGAGGAGCUGGACUACCAGAUGGAAACGUUGAGCUUAUCAGCAGAUGAUCAUCCGGAUGUUGAAGAUGAAGAAUCAACUCCCAUUUCUCCUCAGACUCCAGAUAAUGCAAUGAAUGUGUCUGUUGGCCCAGCUUCAGAACCGUCUAACUUCAUCAGUGUGAAUCCUGAAGACAGAGAAAGGGAAGGUGAUGUGGAGGGAAACUUGGAGAGUUUUGUCCUUGAACCAGGCUGUCAGAGGGUCCAUUAUAAAUGUCGCAUUACACGUGACAGGAAAGGAAUGGAUCGUGGGCUGUAUCCUACAUACUUUCUGCACCUAGAGAGAGAUUACGGCAAAAAGGUUUUCUUAUUGGCUGGCAGAAAACGUAAGAAGAGUGCUACAAGCAAUUACCUUAUCUCUACAGAUCCCACUGAUUUGUCACGCGGAGGAGAAUCUUAUGUAGGAAAGCUACGGUCCAAUCUAUUAGGAACUCAUUUCACUGUUUAUGACAAUGGUCUUUCCCCUCGAAGAGGGGAAUCGAGAGAAGACUGGAAGAAAACUAGUGCUAGGCAGGAGUUGGCAGCCAUAAUCUAUGAAACAAAUGUCUUGGGAUUUAAGGGCCCAAGAAAGAUGACAGUAAUUUUACCUGGAAUGACACAAGAUCACAAAAGGGUUGAAAUAUCACCUCAAGAUCAUCAUGAAGGAUUACUAGAAUCUUGGCGAAGUAAGAACAUGGAUAACUUGAUAGAGCUUCAUAACAAGACACCAGUGUGGAAUGAUGACACGCAGUCCUAUGUGCUUAACUUUCAUGGUCGAGUCACGCAAGCAUCUGUCAAAAACUUUCAGAUUGUUCAUGACAGUGAUGUGGACUACAUUGUGAUGCAGUUUGGCCGUGUAGCUGAAGAUGUUUUCACGAUGGAUUACCGCUACCCAAUGUGUGCUGUACAAGCAUUUGCUAUAGCGCUAAGCAGUUUUGAUAGCAAACUUGCUUGUGAAUGAAGUUAUGUGCCUGAACAGAUUAAUUUAAACCGAUUCAAACAUUGUCACUUACUGUCAUUCACAUACUACACAAAUGAGAGUUAAUGGUAAUUAAGAUAAGCAGGUUAACCCACAAAUGUUCCUCAAUUUAUUUGUCAUAUAGUUUCCUCUUCUCUAUACACACUGAACCAGCAAACUUGACAGAGGAACAUAAUGAUGUGUUAUACAGUGCUGGUUGCUCGCACAAUCGUUAUACCACUAGUAUUAGCGUGUCAGUAUUCUCACAUUGUUUUAAUGUGGUUACUGCCACAAGACACGGAAUUUGGUAUUUUUAAUUCUUACAUACAUGCAUGUGCAUAUAAAUCUCAAAAGGAACAAAUAUUUCUAGUCGUAAGUAAAUGUAAAACAACUUAUAUUUUUUAAAUGCAAUUUUCAGAGUAUGUAUCAGCCUUUUAAUUUUACUGUUUUAUUUGUGAAUGAAUUUUUUUAUGUAUUUUAUGAUAUGAGAAAUGCAUACAAAAUGUUAGUUGGAAACCCUGGAGGGAAGAGACAACAUUGGAGAAAUUUACAUUGUUUGAUGAAAAUACUGAAAUAUAGCUUAGAGAAUUAGAAUGUGCACUGGAUUCAUCUGGCAUAGGAUAGUGUCCAGUGGUGGGUUCAUGUGAAUGCAGUAAUGAAUCUUUGGGUUCUAGAAAAAGUCUUACGUCUUGACUUUCUGUGUAACUGUCAGCUUUUUAAAAAAGGACUGUGUUACAUCCAGAUAGUUAUGGAAUAAAUUAAGAUAGGUUCUUGAAAAGCAGUCCUGUUCACCAGCCGUUGAUUGUGGACUGAAUUUGCUGUGUAAUGAAGCAGUUUUGUAAAAAAUUUGUAUUACAUAAGGAAAAGUGGGAGUAUGCAUACAUUUGCUCACCAUAUACAAUCAGUAUUUCUUCUGUGUGUCUUACAAAUAAGUUGGAGCUAUGAUCAAAGAUACACAUGAAAGUUAUUGUGGACACCAUCCACCAUUCUGAGUUUUUCAAACACAGCAUUUUGAAAACUUAAUCUGUUUCCAUUAUCAUGUGCAAAGGAAGAAGAGUUCCUGCUUAGCUGGAUAUGUUAGAAAGAGCUAAUCUUGAUUGCUGUACACAGGAAGUUCUGUCAGACAUCACCAUCAGGAGAUGAGAACAGAAACAUUGAUAUAAUGAUAACAUUUGACUUCAGCAAACUUAGAACCUAUCUCAGUGUCCAGUGACAGACUAGCUCUUCCUAACAACCCACUUGAGUGGGAACAUGGAGACAGAUCAAGUUUCUAAUAUGUUAUUUUUGAAAAACAACAUGGUGGACAGUGUCCAGAAUAAUAGUCAUGUUUAUUGUUACACACAAUCAUCAGAAACAUUUAGAAUUAGCUAUGAUUGAAGAGUUUUUAAAAACAAAAUAUUAUAAAUGUGCUUAAUGUAAUUAUGAAAAUGCUGUAUAUCUCUGGCUUUAAACUCAGGUGUUUAGAAUUUUUGGAAUGCUUCAGUUUCUGGUGUGUUUAUUGUGAGGAGCUGCAAAAGAAUGAGCCUGUUAGCUUUCAUGAAUAGAUAUUCAUAAAAUGUUAUAUUGUGGGGGUUUUACUAAACUCUGUCAAAUUCCAGUUUUUGGUGAAGUCACGCAGCAAUAAUGGAAACUUUUCACGAAGAUCUACGUGUUUCUGCACGCAUUUUUAGGAUAACUUGCUAAAUAUCUGAAUCAAAAAUUUAUUAGACAAAAGUUACAUAGAUAAAUGAAAGACAUAUUUUGUGUCCAUUAUGGCUUUCUAUAAGUCUUGCGGUUCUUGAGAUAAUUAAACACAAGGAAGCAAAUGCAUCAGAAUUACCUUUUCUAACUUGUUUUAAAUAAGGAAAGGGAGUUUCAGCAAAUCAAUUGAUCUGACUAAAUGAUGUGGCAUUUGAUGUUUCGACUGUGAAGUGUGAUUCUUAUACAUAUAUAUAGUGCCAUACCAUAUUUUAAAAAGAUUCUCAUUACUCACUUCUGUCAUUUAUGACAGGUGAUUAACACCACAUACAAGUUUUUAAAAUUCACUUCUUAAUGUUCAGUUUUACUGUUGUGUUUUAACAGCACAUGUAGUCUGAUAUAGUCCAUAGUCCAGCCAGCAGUGUAAUUAUAUAAAAAUUAUGCCUUCUGUAAAACCUAAAUUAUUUCAUUACUCGGUGAAAUAUUUGCAAGAUUACAUAAAUUUGAAAGUGAAUGUUAGUAUUUCGAAUGUGAAAAUUUGCAUUUUGUCUCACAGUUGAUAGUAAUGGUAUAUGACUAGAGAAUGUACUUAUUCUUAUUAAGGAAAUGAAAGUAUAGUCAUGCAAUAUAAAAAAAUAUUAUUAGUAAGGAUUUGAAUUGCACCCAAAACGUGUACCACAAUAAUAGCACUUUGCUUUUGUAGUCUUGGCUACCAUAUAUAUAGGCAAGAGUGUGUAUUAAAUUUCAUAAUAUUUCUGCAUGUUCUCUAUUAGGCAAAUGGUAGGAAAUAGAAAGGUUUCAUUUUCAUAUUUAUUAGACAUUUUAUGCAAAGGAAUCAUCUUAACAGAUUGGGUCUGAAGGGUAGAUGUAUAUUUGCGAGGUGCUAGAGAAUAAUCUCAGCCAGGACACCACUUAUCCUGAUAGGGUUUUUCAUGAUUUUUCUCAGUCCCUCCAGGCAAAUAUCAGGGUAGUACCUCAAUUAAGCCGCAAGUGCUUCCGUCCAAGUUCUUUCCAGUUCACGUAUCAUCUUGCCAUUUCACACAGUAUAGUCUACUUGCGGC